Messenger RNA from Myotis davidii, 2245 nucleotides. RefSeq names its product ribosome biogenesis regulator homolog (gene RRS1). Bases 130 to 1230 code for a protein of 366 amino acids. Gene Ontology annotation, cellular component: preribosome, large subunit precursor; nucleus; nucleolus. Gene Ontology annotation, biological process: endonucleolytic cleavage in ITS1 to separate SSU-rRNA from 5.8S rRNA and LSU-rRNA from tricistronic rRNA transcript (SSU-rRNA, 5.8S rRNA, LSU-rRNA); ribosome biogenesis; ribosomal large subunit export from nucleus. NCBI's taxonomy places the organism in Eukaryota, Metazoa, Chordata, Mammalia, Chiroptera, Vespertilionidae. Gene Ontology annotation, molecular function: protein binding. The record is from RefSeq and is a predicted model, not a curated record. The transcript has a single exon.
AGUGAAGCUUUCUCUUCCGGGGCGAGCGUCUGGGCUCUCGCACGUGGUCGUGUUGCCCCGGCUGGAGCCGGUGCUGGCGGGGAAGUAAUUUGAGUUGUUUUACUGGAGCUGGUGAGCGGAGCCGGGACCAUGGAGGGCCAGAGCGUGGAGGAGCUGCUGGCUAAGGCGGAGAGGGACGAAGCCGACAAGUUGCAGCGCAUCACGGUGCACAAGGAGCUGGAGCUGGAGUUCGACCUGGGUAACCUGCUGGCCUCGGACCGGAAUCCUCCCACGGGCCUGCGGCGCGGGGAACCUCCCCCGGAGGCCGAACUGCGGGCCUUGGCGCGGGACAACACGCAGCUGCUCAUUAACCAGCUGUGGCAGUUGCCCACGGAGCGCGUAGAGGAGGCGCUGGUGGCGCGGUUGCCGGAGCCCACCACUCGCCUGCCGCGCGAGAAGCCAGUGCCCCGGCCGCGGCCGCUUACCCGCUGGCAGCAGUUCGCGCGCCUCAAGGGCAUCCGUCCCAAAAAGAAGACCAAUCUGGUGUGGGACGAGGUCAGCGGCCAGUGGCGACGCCGCUGGGGCUACCAGCGCGCCCGCGACGACACCAAGGAGUGGCUGAUCGAGGUGCCUGGGAGUGCCGACCCCUUGGAGGACCAGUUCGCCAAGCGGAUUCAGGCCAAGAAGGAACGGGUGGCCAAGAACGAGCUGAACCGGCUGCGUAACUUAGCCCGCGCGCACAAGACGCGGCUCCCCAGCUCGGCCGGGAUGCACCCGACGGGACACCAGAGUAAGCAGGAGCUGGGCCGCGCCCUGCAAGUGGCCAGGGUCUCCACCGCUUCCGUGGGGCGCUUUCAGGAGCGUCUGCCCAAGGAGAAGGCCCCCCGGGGCUCCGGCAAGAAGAGGAAGUUUCAGCCUCUUUUCGGGGACUUUGCCGCGGAGAAAAAGAGCCAGUUGGAGAUGCUGCGACUCAUGAACAGCAAAAAGCCUCAGCUGGACGUGACCAGGGCCGCCAAUAAGCAGAUGAGGGAGGAAGACCAGGAGGAGGCGGCCAAGAGGAGAAAAAUGAGCCAAAAGGGCAAGAGAAAGGGGGGCCGGCAGGGUCCUGGGGGCAGGAGGAAAGGGGGGCCCCCGCCCAGCCAGGGAGGUAAGAGGAAAGGAGGCUUGGGAGGCAAGAUGAAUUCCGGGCCUCCCGGCUGGGGUGGCAAGAGGAAAGGAGGGCAACACCAAGGAGGAAAGAAAAGGAAGUAAAGUUGACCCUCUGACCGGAGUACCUGUAAACCAAGAACUACUCUACAUGUUAAGGUGUAGUCCUGCAGGGGGUGCAGGAGAAGGUGGCCACCGCCUUCAUUGAGGUUGAAGGGAUGGGAUUGCCCUCCCCUCAAAAUACUAUGAAAAUGUUGGACUUUACAAAAUAAUGUUUUUCCAAUAACCAUGUCUUUGGCUGGAGAUUUAAAGGAUGUAUUUUUUUUUAUUAACUUUGGAUGUGGUAUGAGGGACAGUUCAUAUUUCAGAGACAAAAUAGUAUGCCUUCAGCUUUAUUUUUGUAACAAGCUUGUGUGUUGAUCAAAGUAGCUGGGAGCACACAGAAAAAUUUCAGAACUAACCUUAAAAAAGUAAUUGUGAAGUUAUUUAAUAAAAGUGUGUCUGUAUUUAAUGUUGCUUUUCACUGUUUGGCUAUCGUUAAAUAAAGCCAGUGACCUGGAUAUCUGGCACAUAUUAUUUUUCUUUAUUUUCUAAAACCGCAGCAAACUUGUGAUUUUAGCAACAUCACUGUAAAAAAAAAACACAACUUUUAGUAUCAGAUAUAAUAUUGAAGGUAUAGUAUGAUUGGUUUUUCUGAAAACAGAUUUCCUGCUUUUCAACACAAAAUAUUGAUUUGCUUGCUGUAAAUGAUAAGUUUGGGUAUAACUGAAUAACGGUGGUAAUUGUCAUUAGUCCAGAAAAUACUUAAAUAUUUCUCAACAUUUUAUGUCCCCAAUUUUUUAAAAAACUUCUAAUAGGAGCUGUUUUGGGAAGACAGCUUACAAAACUCUUAAUUGAAACAUUAUCUUUUACUCAUUUGUCAGAUUGGCCUGGAGCUGGUUUGUUUAGGUGUUGAAAUGUUAUUGUCAUUCUGGUUAUCUCUCCCUAAUAUCUCCUGAAAAGUAUUCAUAGUUGAUCUCAAAUCCAGGGGGGUCUUUUUUUGCUGCUAUUACAGAGCUGAGAGCCAUACUCUGCUGUUUGGUCUGAUAAUUGAUAGGAAAUUAAAAUUGGGAAUUCAUUU